Cyprinus carpio (common carp) is the source of this 5980-nucleotide messenger RNA. Its product is annotated as poly (ADP-ribose) polymerase family, member 4. Gene Ontology annotation, molecular function: NAD+ poly-ADP-ribosyltransferase activity. The record is from RefSeq and is a predicted model, not a curated record. Lineage: Eukaryota; Metazoa; Chordata; Actinopteri; Cypriniformes; Cyprinidae.
GAUUUUCCCUCAGGGCGGAAUGGAGGCGUGUCUUUACUGUAUGUACGAGUCACCGCUUCUCACGAGUAAGGAAGCACUUUACACUGCAGAUUAUUUACGUCUUUAUUAACAGUAUUUUCUCAAAACAUAAACGUGUCACUCGACUCUGACUUUGUCCGCGACGCGCUGGCACCAUGACAGUGUUUGAAAACUGUACUGUGGUGUUAGAUGUGAAGAACCUGCCUUUUAAAGAGAAGAAUAAACUGAGAUUAGCUCUUCUGGAGAAUGGAGGAAACAUCUCAUAUGUCAUCAACAAAGAGUGCUCUUUUGUAGUCACUAGCAGUGUGAAUGAUCUGAGCGUUAACCGGCAGCGCAGCGUCCAGAAGCUGCAGGUCCCAGUGGUCGGGACGCAGUAUGUGUGGAGCUGUCUGGACCAAGGGCAUCUCCUGCCUUUGACGGAGCAUAGUUUGACCCCACAGCUGCCAUAUCCCGGCUCUGAAUUCCUCCCUCCUUCAGCGUUGAAAGUGUCAACACACAUACUAGGAAAAGAGAAGUUCAAAGGUCACCCUGAACUCCCAAAGACUAAAGCUGAGAUUCUACAGAAGAGUGGACCCCGUCCUGGAAGGUUCAGAGUUUACAAAGAAGGCGACCAUGACCUGCCUGAAUUUCCUGCAUAUUUUCAGGUGGCCAAGUAUUCAGUUUUUGAGAGGGUCAAACCCAAGACUUUGUCUGUUCUGGAGCUGCAGAGUGCCAAAGGCCGAGCAGGCCAGCAGUAUCGUGUGUUGUGUUCAGUCUUGCGUGAAGCUGAGACCGCAGUGGUUCAGGACAAGCUUGUGUUCUGUGUUACGUCUGAAGAUGCUGUGGAAGCUUAUCUGCAGCUGAUGAAGGAGAUGGAGACAGAGGGAUACAGAAAGACACACACACUUUCCCCUGAGGUUGAGCGCUUGGCAUCCUACAGCCUGCAGCAGCUGCUGUUGGAAGAGAAGCUGAACUGCAGCACAUUGUCACAGGAAGUUGGUGUCUUUGUGGAGCUGGUUUGGACUGAAGCUCUCGGUUCGCUUAAUAACAUCCUGACAGUCCCUGUCUCCAGAAUCAGCCUCAAUGACGUGAGCAGGGUGGAGGGAUUGUUACUGCAGGCACAAAAGACUGAGAAAGAGGAUGAAGUCAAAGCCCUGCUGGAGGAGGUCAACACUCUUCUGCCCCUCAGAAUGAUCGACCCUCCUUCCAAACACAAGCUUGUGUCUCAGAAACUGGACCUUUGUCAGCUGAUCAGAGAUAUUGUAAAUGUGAGUGAGGCCACUCUGGGAAGCCCCUCACCCUCGUCUCUGGGAAAAUAUCGAGCUCUGACGUGCAGCAUUGAGGUUGUUCCACCACAAAACCCUGAGUUUCAUGUUGUCUCUCAACUGCUUAAGGACGGGCCUUUUCAGAUUCAGCAGAUACUGCAUGUCACCCGAGGAGUGGAGCUUCAGUUGUUUAGGGAGGAUUUAGGCAACAUUAAACCCCUCCUACACUCCACUAGUCCCAGCAGUUUUGUUGGAAUACUGUCACGAGGUCUGCUGCUGCCCAGGGUUGGAGUCGAACAGCAUGGAAUUGAGAGGACGGAUAUCGGGAAUCUUGGAGGAGGAAUCUACUUCAGUGACUCUGUGAAGACUAGUGUGAAAUACUCCAAGCCCAGUGUGACUGACGGCUCUCGGCUGCUGUUGGUGUGUGAAGUGGCGUUGGGUCGAUGUAAGGACCUGCUGAAGAAAGACACCACGCUGACUUGUGCUCCUGACGGCUACCACAGUGUACAUGGAGUCCAACGCUCUCCCAACAGACUCUCUGAAUUUGAGGAUGAUGAGUUUGUCGUCUAUAACACAGAGCAGAUCAGACUGAAGUAUGUGGUGCAGUAUAGUCUGGCGGGAGAUGAGUUAAAAGAGUUCCAGCCUCAAAUCAACACACAGCUCACCGACACAACACCUGAUAUCUUGUCCAGUGAUGACAGUGAGGGUUUGGAGUCCAUUAAGAAUCCUCUGGAGGAGAUGAACGCAGGUUUGCUGGACAGCAGUGGUCAGAAACUUCCUCUACACGCUGUCAAUGUGAGGUGCAAGCUGAUGGACCUGCUGUGUCAGGUCAUCAUAUUUCAGACCUACACAAACCAGAGUGCUGUUCCCAUUGAAGCAAAGUAUGUCUUUCCACUGGAAGAGACGGCAGCAGUGUGUGGAUUUGAAGCCUUUAUCAAUGGAAAACAUGUCAUUGGAAAGGUAAAGGAAAAGGAGCAGGCUCGUAAGGAGUACAAGCAAGCCAUAGAGAAAGGUCAUGGAGCCUACCUGAUGGACCAGGAUGCACCUGAUGUAUUUACUAUCAGUGUGGGGAAUCUUCCUCCUGGAGCCACAGUUUUGAUCAAGGUGACGUUCAUCACUGAGCUGGUGGUCAGAUCAGGCUCUAUAGUCUUCUCACUGUCUGGCAGCGUGGCACCAUGGCAACAGAGAGCCGCCCUUUAUCAGACAACUCAGGCCACUGUUGAAAAGAUUGGUGUGACAGAGCUUCAGUCAGAAGGGGAGUUUUCUCUGUCUAUGUCCAUUGAAAUGCCUUAUGAGAUCAUCAACCUAAGCUCUUCACACGGCAUCAAAACCAAGAGGACAGACUGCAAGGCAGUGAUCAGCACAUUACCGGGACAGACUCUGGGAUCUGAAGGGUUACAGGUGUCCUUCAGUCUUUCUAAUAUCCACAUGCCCAGAAUGUGGGUCGAGAAUCAUCCGGAUAAAGAUAGUCAAGCCUGCAUGCUGGUGUUUUAUCCAGACUUUAAGUCAAGCGGGGUGUCUGGCUCUGGAGGUCCAUCCAAUGUGAGCGAUGUGGUCAUUCUUCUGGACUCCUCCAGGUCCAUGCAGGGAGACACCAUGCUGAACGCCCGCAGGAUUGCCCUUCAAGUCCUCAAAUCUCUGGACCGCUCACUGAAGAUCAACAUCAUCUCUUUCAGCACUGAUUACAGGGAAGCUUUCCCUGCCCCAGUGGGUUUAGAUGAGGCAUCUGAAGAAGCCAGAAAAUUUAUUAUGUCGUGUGGCGGCUCUGGUGGCAGCACUGAUCUGUGGCGGCCUCUCCGGAGCCUGAGUCUGCUGCCUCCCUGCCGGGGCGUGAGGAACAUCCUGCUGCUCUCUGAUGGACAUGUUCAGAACCAGCCUCUGACCCUACAGUUGGUCCGAGAAAACUCCCACACGCGCCUCUUCACCUGCGGACUCAGCUUGACAGCUAAUCGUCAUAUGCUCAGAGCUUUGGCUCAGGCGGGUGGAGGAACAUAUGAAUUUUUUGACACAAAGAUGAAACACACUUGGACAGAGAAGGUGCGGGCUCAGGUUCAGCGUAUGGAGUCUCUAGGCUGCAGAUCAGUGGCAGUGAAGUGGCAGCAGUUUAAUCCCACAGCGCCCCCUCCUGUUCAAGCCCCCUCACAGCUUCACGCUCUCUUCAGUGACUGUCACACGCUCCUAUACGGAUUUGUGCCACACUGCACUCAGGCCACACUGUUUGCUGAUUUGAGUGGACAAGAGAUCAAAACAAUGGUUUCCACCACAGAACUACAAAAGACAAAGGGAACUUUCCUUCACAAGUUAACAGCAAGAGCAAUCAUCAGAGACUAUGAAGAUGGCAUUCUAGCUAACAGUGAGGCAGAACACGAGGGGAAGAAAGCAGAGAUGAAGUCCUACAUCAUUGAGCUCAGUAAAGAGUUCUCCAUCUUGUCCCAGUUCACAAGCUUUGUCGCCAUUGAAGAGAGGGAGCAGAAUGAGCUUGACACCGGAUUCACAGAUAUUCCUAAAAUCAUAUCAGAGGAAGAUGUGGAUAUUUUGCCAUAUAUGGGCUGGACUGAAGAGAAGCUGAAGGCUGUGCAUAUUAGCAGUGCUGAAGAGGAUGAAUUGAUGGAAUGCUGCUAUAGCUCCACAUCUGAAGAACUCCUCGGUUGUGCUCGUGGAACAGCCGAUUUUGAUGAUGAUGAUGAUGAUUCAGAGGGUGGCUAUGGGUCUGAUUUAAUGGGACAAAUAUCUAAAGCUUGCGUUUCUCUUCCUAGCUCCAGUAGCCCCUGCUGUCCUUCAGGUUCUGCUCUCUUUGACUUUCCCUUUAACUAUGAGGCAGUCGAAUCUCUCCUAGAUUACAGCCUUGUUUCCCAGACAGGCACGACUACCAUAGGUGCCUCAGUGGAUGCUCUUCGUCCUCCUUGCAGUCGUAGUCUCCAUCAAGACUUAAUGGAACCUCUUUCCAAGAUUCAAUGGAUUUCUUCUCAUCCUUCUUUUGAUGCCAUGAUGUCUAGAACUGGCUCCUCGAAUGACAGCCAUCUCAUUUCCCCUGCCACCCAGCUUUUUUCAUCAGAACCUUCUCGCUCUUAUUUUAGUAGAUCUGAAUCAGGGGAAUACAUAGACUAUGGACUUCAUUCCCAGAAAGAAAGGACUCCAGUAAUUUGCCCCAUGAGUUCUACCUUUUCCUGGGACACAGAGAUCUACAGGGAGCUUGACACCUCAACACGUACUCUCUUUACAGAUCCUCCUCAUCCUCCUCAACUCGCAUAUCAGCCAUCCAUGUCCAUGACUCCAAGUCCUGAUCCCCCACCUGCUAGUUCUCGCAGGUCGUGUACAUCUUUUUCCAGGAGGCGCAGGGCUGGUAGCCCCAUUGUCUUUGAUCAACCUGUGUUGUCUGCACCACCUUCUCUCCCUGAAUCUGGUGGCUUUGGUGGUUUCCUCCAAAGUACAAAUGGGCCUUUGGGUUUUGGUUCCUCAGCCACUGGACUCUUUGGAGCAUCUCUGGAACAGCAGCAAAAUGCACGACAAAAACUACGACAACAAAUAGCUGCUCUGUCUUCUAAAGCUGAUAGCUACACACAGUGCCGCUUCCUUCCCGGCUCCCCCUCUUCCUGCUCCUUCUGCUCUCUUUGGUCAACCUACAGUUCCUGAGUUUGCUAUUGGCAUGACAACUGCCAAUGUAUUUGGUGGCACUACUGGUGUCCUGCAAAAGGCAGCUGAGCCUGAACAGUCUUCUGGUUUCUCAGUUUUUAGCUUUGGAGCAUCUCAGCAACAACAAAAACACCUUGUGUUUUCUGCACCUGGCAUGCCUAUGCGUAGAGAUAAUAUGGAUCUGUCGCUUCCGGGAAAACCGAUAAGGAGACCGGACACAGUGGCCUGGAAUGAGCUGUUUGAAUUUCAGCAUGAGGAUGGGUACUGGGAGUGCACUGACAGGCUGAGCAGCUUCCUCAACCUGGACGUAGACUUUUUCGCAAAUGUCUUCCUUCAGGAGAAAGGCAUCCGUUCUUUUGGUGUGAAGGCUCAUGCUGAAAUUCUGAGGCUGAUGGCGACUCUGCUGGUUCUGCAGCUGAUCCGGGUGAAGAAGCUGGAAGUGGGACGGCUGCUCGAGUCUCUCCUCCGACUAAAAGAGUCCCAGGAGCCCAGACCGAGGUACUGGGAGGCAGUGAAGAGGGCUGUGGACUGGGCCUGCCGGACAGACAGACAGUAUCCGUGUGUGUGCAGCAGGCUGGAGAUCGGGCGGGAUUGGGAAUCAUCUACACGUCAACUACUGGGCUGUGAUUCUCCACACCCAUAUUCCUCACUCAAACCUGUUCUGGAGAGACGUAUGGAUGUAUCAGUCGUUUAGAAACUAGACAAAAACUUUCCUUCACUUGGUGUUAGCUUAAUAUUGCAGAAAUUAUCUUCAUAGCCUUAUUUGGACACUUUUAGUCACAUUUAAAAUUGCAAAAUGUCAAACCAAGUAUUUACAAAUAAAUGAUGCAAAACGAACUAGUUAACAGGCCGGCUUAAUAACUGAUUGAAAUUCAAAAAAUGUCUAUUUGAUGAGAAUUAUGCUUAAUUUACUGUAUUUUAAGUUUAAGUACUGUAACCAUGAGAAACCAUGAUAACAAACAAGGUGGACAAGGGAACAAGGGAAAACAGGAACUAAACAAGAAAGUGAACCAUAAAUAUGGUUAUUCCUGUAGAGAAACAGCCCUUGAAACACACAGUCGUAAAACAACAAUGGAAAAAAAUCA